Molecule: messenger RNA, 4062 nt
Organism: Acytostelium subglobosum LB1
Lineage: Eukaryota; Evosea; Eumycetozoa; Acytosteliales; Acytosteliaceae
Exons: 2
Biological process (GO): transmembrane transport
Cellular component (GO): membrane
Molecular function (GO): ATP hydrolysis activity; ATP binding; ABC-type transporter activity
Source: RefSeq, a predicted model, not a curated record
UCUGAUCACAACAACAACAACAACAACAAUCACAAUGACAAUAACAACAACCACAACAACAACAACAAUCACAAUGAGGAUAUUGACAUUGAUACAACAAAUAUUGACUUGACGAUGGCCGGACCAAACCCAUCAAUCCCAAUGAUGUCAAUGGACUCGACUGGAGGCACGCCAGACGAACCCUCAUCUGGCUCGUCAACUCCACCCAUCGUCAGGAACAAGGACGGCAUCGACCCCAAGGAGAAGAAGGAGGAGGGCGAGAACGUCGGCUUCUUCCAGCUGUUCCGCUUUGCCACCAAGCUCGACUAUCUGCUCAUGUUUGUUGGCACGAUCGGCGCUAUUGCCGCCGGUGUCGCCAUGCCUGCCAUCUCGAUCGUCUUUGGUCAGGUGAUGAACAUCUUCACCUACCAAGAGCUGCAGAACCCCAACUUUAGCAUCUACACCGAGAUCUCCAAGGUCUCGCUCAACUUUGUCUACUUGGCCAUCGGCAUGUUCGUGGCCUGCUACCUCGAGGUCACUUGCUGGACCAUCUCAGGUGAGCGCCAGUCAGUGCGCUGCCGCAAGCAAUACCUCAAGGCCAUUCUGAAACAGGAGAUCGGUUGGUACGACGUCACCAAGUCCAGCGAGCUGGCCACACGUAUCGCCUCAGACACUCAACUCUUCCAGGAGGCCAUCGGAGAGAAGGUCGGUAACUUCCUUCACUUCACCUCCACCUUCAUUUCUGGUUUCAUCGUCGGUCUCGUCAAUGGCUGGCAACUGGCCCUCGUCAUUCUGGCCAUCACACCUUUGUUGGCCGCAGCUGGAGGCUUCAUGACCAAGAUGAUGACUGAGCUCACCAAGAAGGGCCAAGACUCCUACGCCAAGGCUGGUGCUGUCGCUGAGGAGAAGAUCGGCUCGAUCAGAACCGUCGUCACCUUCUCUGGUGAGGAGCGCGAGAACCAGGCCUACGCCAACAACCUCAAGGACGCUCUGGACAUUGGUCGUCAGAAGGGUCUCAUGAACGGACUUGGAAUUGGUCUCGUCUUCUUUGUCCUCUUUGGAUCCUACUCCCUUGCCUUCUGGUAUGGUGCCAAGCUCAUCACCGACCACGCCUACAACCCAAUCCACUCGAGAGACUGGCAGGGAGCUGAUGUGCUCACCGUCUUCUUUGCAGUCAUCAUGGGUGCUAUGGCUCUCGGACAAGCUGCUCCAAACCUUGCCAACUUUGCCAAUGGUCGUGGUGCUGCAUUCAAGAUCUACAGCGUGAUUGAUCGCAAGUCAAAGAUUGAUCCAUUCUCAACUGAGGGAGUGGAGCAUGUUGCUGAGGGUGACAUUGAGUACAGAGACGUCGACUUUGCCUAUCCAUCGCGUCCCGACGUGCAGAUCUUCAACAAGUUCAGUCUGUCCAUCAAGAAGGGCCAGACCGUGGCUCUGGUCGGAGACAGUGGUGGUGGCAAGUCCUCCGUCAUUGCUCUGCUCGAGCGUUUCUACGACCCAAUGGCCGGAGAGAUCUACAUGGACGGCGUCAACAUCCGCGACAUCAACAUCAAGUGUCUCAGACAAAGCAUUGGUCUCGUGUCCCAGGAGCCAACACUGUUUGGUGUGUCGAUCGCUGAUAACAUUCGUUACGGCAAUGAGAACGCGUCCAUGGACGAGAUCAUCGAGGCCGCCAAGACCGCCAACGCACACGACUUCAUCUCCACGCUGCCAGAGGGUUACGACACUCAGGUCGGUGAGAAGGGUGUCCAGAUGUCUGGAGGCCAGAAGCAACGUAUCGCCAUCGCUCGUGCUAUGAUUAAGAACCCCAAGAUCCUGUUGUUGGACGAGGCCACCAGUGCCCUCGACGCUGAGAAUGAACAUCUUGUGCAGCAGGCCAUCGACAAACUGAUGCAAGGCCGUACCACCAUCGUCAUUGCCCAUCGUCUGACCACCGUCCAGCACGCCGACGUCAUUGCCGUCGUGCGCGCCGGUAGCAUCGUCGAGCAGGGCACUCAUCUUGAGCUGCUUGCCCGCAACGGAGUCUACACCUCCCUGGUCAACCGUCAACAGAGCGGUGAGGCUGAGGACAGAAAGAAGAUGAUGAAGCGCAGCAACAAGGCUGUCAAGACCGUCGACACCUUGCAAUCAUCAGACAGCGCAUCAUCCAGCUCAGUCGGCGACGACAGCUCCGACGACGAGAAGGACAAGACCGACGCCAAGGACGAGAAGGACGACAAGACUGGAAAGAAGAAGAAGAAGAAAGCCGUCAAGUCCGAGGUUCCACUCACACGUAUCAUCAAGAUGAACCAAGCCGAGUGGCCAUUCUUCCUGUUGGGUACAGUUGGCGCUCUUGCCAACGGUGCCAUCAUGCCAGUGUUCUCAAUUAUCUUCUCUGAGAUUCUCAGAGUGUUCAACUCUCCGGAGAUGUACGACGACGCCAUCAAGCUGUGCCUGUGGUUCCUGCUGCUGGCCGCCGUCGCCGGUAUUGCCAACUUCUUCCAGAUCGCCUCGUUCACCUACGUCGGUGAGGUGCUCACUUACCAUCUCCGUUACUUCUCCUUCCGCUCGAUCAUCCGCCAGGACGUCGGUUGGUUCGACCUUCCCGAGAACACCACUGGUGUGCUCACUGCCAACCUUGCCACCGACGCCACACUCGUCCAGGGUAUGACCAGUCAGCGUCUCGGUCUGCUAAUCCAGAACAUCGUCACAAUGGUCACUGGUCUUGUGAUUGCCUUCAUCUCUGGCUGGAAGCUCACACUCGUGGUGCUCGCCACCGUGCCAAUCAUUGGUUUCUCAGGCAAGAUGGAGAUGGACUUCAUGGCUGGAUUCUCCAAGGACAGCAAGGAAGCCUACGCCAAGUCUGGACAGGUGGCCACCGAGGCCAUCGGAGGUAUCCGUACCAUCAGCUCGUUCACUGCCGAGAAGAAGGUCUACGACAAGUACAAGUUUGCCCUUUCCGAGCCAAUCAAGAUUGCUCUCAAGAAGGCCAACACCACCGGUAUCGUCUUUGGUUUCACCCAAGCUACCAUGUUCCUCAUCUGGGCACUUGGCUACUGGUACGGAGGCAAGCUCGUCGACGAGGGCGAGUGGUUGGCUCCACAAAAGGACAUCGACAAGUUCUGCCAGCCACCCAACUACACCUUCAACGUCACGUUCGACCGUUGUGUCUACAUCGAGAACAGCAUCUACGGCUUUGGUCAGAUGCAGCGUGUGUUCUUUGCCAUCGUCAUGUCAGCUAUGGGCAUUGGUAACGCCAGUGCUUUCGCCCCAGAUAUGGCCAAGGCCACCAUGGCCACCAACGCCAUCUUCAAGCUCAUUGACCGCGUGUCCAAGAUCGACCCAUUCAAGAAGACCGGUCAGACCAUCCAGGAGAUCAAGGGAGACAUUGAGUUCCGCAACGUCGGCUUUGCCUACCCAUCGCGUCCCAACAAGCAGAUCUUUAGCGACUUCUCGCUCACCAUCCCCCACGGCAAGAAGGUUGCUCUGGUUGGUGACAGUGGUGGUGGCAAGUCCACCGUCAUUGGUCUGCUCGAGCGUUUCUACGACCCACUCGAGGGCCAGAUCCUGCUGGACGGCAUCCCCAUCACCGAGCUCAACCUCACCUGGAUGCGUAGCAACUUUGGUCUGGUCGGCCAGGAGCCAUUCCUGUUCUCUGGCUCGAUCAUCCAGAACAUCCGCUACGGCAAGCCCGACGCCACCAUCGAGGAGGUGAUCAGCGCCGCCAAGGCUGCCAACGCCCACUCUUUCAUCUCUGAGCUGCCCGACCAGUACGACACGCAGCUCGGCGACAAGUUCACACAGCUGUCCGGAGGCCAGAAGCAGCGUGUUGCCAUCGCCCGUGCCAUCAUCCGUAACCCCAAGAUCCUGUUGUUGGACGAGGCCACCAGUGCGCUCGACUCCAAGUCCGAGAAGAUCGUGCAGGAGGCGCUGGACAAUGUCAUGAAGGGCAGAACCUCGAUUGUCAUCGCACAUCGUCUCAGCACCAUCAUCGACUCUGACAUCAUUGCCGUUGUCAAGGGUGGACGUGUCGUUGAGAUUGGCAGUCAUCAGCAACUUUUGGAACUCAAUGGUUUCUAUUCACAACUCAUUUCAAGACAACUCUAA